Molecule: messenger RNA, 971 nt
Organism: Homalodisca vitripennis (glassy-winged sharpshooter)
Lineage: Eukaryota; Metazoa; Arthropoda; Insecta; Hemiptera; Cicadellidae
Product: centrosomal protein of 135 kDa-like
Exons: 7
Source: RefSeq, a predicted model, not a curated record
GCAACGGUAACUGCCGACAAACCAGCGUCUGAGUCGUAGCCUGGAGGCUUCCAAACGGGAAGUAGAAGACCUGAAACUCCAGCUCCAGCAGUAUGUUGCGGAGGUGCGGCGAUGUCACACAGAUACAAGAGGAGAGGGAGGCGGAAAGAGUUGCGUUGCUGGAACAGUUCCGUUCUCUAACAGCUGAGUCCGCUAGUCUGGAGAACAAACAUCAUAGUCUAGAGAGUGAGGCGAAGUCUACCAAGAGCUGUUUGCGGGAAGCUCAGAUUCGAAUACAGGACCUCGAGUCCUGCCUUGAAGAGAAGAAUGCAUUGGUGCAUGGCUACGAGAGUCAGAUCAGGGAGCUCACACAGCAAGUUGCCAAGCUGGAGAGGAAACUCAACUCCAGGUCUAGAGCUGAGAAUGCCUCCAGGGAUCUUUCUAGAGAGUUGGAGACACAGAAACAUUGUAUGGCUCAACAGAUUGACCAAGUCACUUGCCAGAAUAGACAGCUCGAGGAUGAGGUGUGCCAGCUGAGGUCAGAAAUGGACCACCUGCGAGAACAACUGGGCAAGGAACGCAAGAACUCUGCCACCUUGGAAAAUGUAUUAGCCAACUCUAGACAAGAAACUCUACAGAGAGCUAAGGAUAAUAAUGAACUGAAAGCUCAAGUACAAUGUCUACAGACAAAGCUAACAGACCUGCAGGAUAAAUUGGAGCAUGGGUCGGAGGCGCUGCGUCGCUGCCAAGGAGAGUGUGCCGAAUACCAAGUCCAGGUGUCAGACCUCAAGCGAGAGGUUACCAACCAGAGAUUCGAGAGAGCUAGGAUGGAACAAAGCUGGCAGGGGGAGAGACCUCUGAACGCAGUCAGUAGUGUUUGUGUAGGGGUGUUCGUGCCCCCUGCGAGGUCGAUGUUCCUGUUGCGUAUUGGUCUGCGGUUCCCUCACCUCCCUCCCGCUCUCCAGCAGUCCUCCUCCACCGACCAGUGCAAG